Aphanomyces astaci is the source of this 456-nucleotide messenger RNA. RefSeq lists its product as hypothetical. The coding region runs from base 1 to 456 and encodes 151 amino acids. Lineage: Eukaryota; Oomycota; Saprolegniomycetes; Saprolegniales; Verrucalvaceae. The record is from RefSeq and is a predicted model, not a curated record. Gene Ontology annotation, molecular function: nucleotidyltransferase activity. The transcript has a single exon.
AUGCGACUACUCAACCCGUCGAUCCUGGGCUGUCCCGCCCUCCGCCAAGUCGAUGCGAUGAUCAACCAAGCGUUUGGUCCGACCUUGGAAUCGGAACGUGUACGCGCCAAGCUGCUGCGGUACCUCCGUCACAUUUUGGACCAAGGCCAGUGCUCGUAUUUGAUCACGCCGUCGGGGUCGUACCCGCUCAAAACGCACCUGCCGGAUUCCGACAUUGACGUGUGUCUGGAAGUGCCGGACGCGGCCGCCACGUGGCAUCUUGCCGUGACCCAAGCGCUGAUUGGCGCCGCGACGCCCGUCGACAGCGAUUUUCGUGAUUUCACGGCAUCUGAUUGGACAAACUGGACGGUUCACCUUGCGCAGCAAACAAGAUUGCCUAUUUCACCUUGCUUUUUCUGGUUAAUGGCCUUCAAAUUGGCAAAAUAUUCAAUCACUCGCCAGAGAAUCCAAUCUUAA